Messenger RNA from Capronia coronata CBS 617.96, 3750 nucleotides. RefSeq lists its product as uncharacterized. The transcript has 2 exons. NCBI's taxonomy places the organism in Eukaryota, Fungi, Ascomycota, Eurotiomycetes, Chaetothyriales, Herpotrichiellaceae. The coding region runs from base 1 to 3750 and encodes 1249 amino acids. Gene Ontology annotation, biological process: regulation of GTPase activity. The record is from RefSeq and is a predicted model, not a curated record.
AUGAAGUCGGUUCAAAGGGACGAAACAGACAAUGCCACGACCAGUGCUAGGUCAAGACCGCCUUACGUUCAACGCAGGUCAAGUCGGCAGGCUUCGUCGCAGGACAGACAUGGUAAGGUAUUCGCAGACGAAAAUCACACCACGAUCCGUGCAGUAACACCCGAAUCUGGGGCAUAUCCCACGUUUCACGACGACCCUGUGGAAGCAUCGCCCAUUCGUUCGCCGGUACUGUCAUCAUCUCGUACCACGCAUUCUCACCGAAGUCGUGAGGCGUCGGCGUCAGUAUCGAAUACUGACGAGGAGAGUACCGUUGAGAGAAGGAGGCGGAAGGCCCAAACAAGACCACUUGGUAAAGAAGACCUACCGCUGGACACUUCACCCAACUCGUUCAUGUCCAAAACCCGGAAGCGCCUCGGGUCCAUAACAACAGGACCUGCAUUGGCGCAACGCGUUGACCAGCCUUACGAGUCUAUCGGGUUUCCUUCGGUGGUGAACGGCCCUGAAAUUUUGGCGCAGACCGUUCCUCGCAAUUCCCCCGGAACUCCACGUCGGCCGUUCACUCCCGAUCAGAUGUUUCCUGGGAGUGCUGCUACUAUCCGAUCGCCCACUUUGUUGGACAUUGAUUCGGCCAAAAUCCUGCAUUUGAUGAAGACCACCUGUGGACGCAUGCACGGAAUUCUCUUUUUCCGGCCUCUACAUACCACGGCAUGGGCUUCUGGGUAUUGUGCCAUCAAUGUUGCGCCUGGAACACUUGUUUGCCAAACAAAAGGAGAAGUUACACAAUCUAGAACAUUGAUAGCAGACUUGAGGGGCUGCACAGUCCGAACCCAUUAUGACCACGAAUCCCACAGUACCUAUCUGAGUGUCUUGGUUUCAUCCUCCGGGACGGGCUAUCAGCUUCGUCCACCGGUCCCAGAGACAUUUGAUUCCUGGCUUGCAGCCUUGCUUUGCUGGCAGCCACUGCGGCCGAAGGGGAUACACAACAAAAUGACGAAACCUCAACCUAUUGGCAUGACCGACCAAAAAUCACCGUCUCAAAGGCGCGUGUCGGACGUCGCCAGCCCCAGGAGUACGGCCAUCGUCAAAGUUGGAAAGAUGCUAUUAUGGGACGGCCCCUUGCCGUCAGGCUCGCAGCUUGCGUUGUUCUCCAACGGUACCGGUCGUACAGCCUAUGAAACGAAUCCCCGCUGGCGCAAAGUGAGUUCUACCCUGCAUGAGAAUGGUACUCUACGGUUGUUUGGAGACAUCGAUCCCCGGGUGGUCUCUGUAACACACUUGUCCCAACUCUCUCGAUGUGCCAUUCAAAGGCUUGAUGAAAGUGUGCUCCGGAUGCCCCGUUGCAUCGCCAUAUGUUCCCAGUACCGCGUGCAUGCCGUGCCCGGAACAACUUCAAGGCCUCUGGUACUGUGCCUUGAAAGCAAUGUUGCUCUGGAGGCCUGGUUCGUUCUUCUCCGCGCACUUACAGUGCCAGAGCUGUACGGUCCGGAACGACAGCUUUCUUAUGAUGUACCCACGCCCUCGGACAAUGAUGGUCGGCAUCAGGGCAGGUCAACUCAAGGAAUGUUCCGGAUAGAACGUUCGUUGUCGGUGAAGAUAACGGAAGCGAAAUUUACUCAGCGCCCUGCUGCUCCAGAGGAGCCUCGCGACUCCCACAAAUCCAAGAGCAAACCUACAGACGCAGGCGAGAGCAGAGAUUACGUCUACGCCGAAGUGUUACUUGGCAAGGACUUACGUGCACGCACAACUACCAAAUCGAACGUCGGUUCAGCCUUUUGGGCGGAAGAGUUCAACCUGGAAGAUAUUCCAGCCGCACUGUCCAAAAUCACAAUCGCAUUGAAGCUUGAAAAUCCUGCUGAGAAAGAAUGGACUGCCAUCUCGGAAAGCUUCAACGACAUCUCUGCAGAGGCAGAAUAUCUGGCUGGCCUUGAUGGACUGGAGAUCUCCUCUCACGAUCCGAUCUUCGGCCGACUAGAUAUAUCAAUAGAUGAGCUGGAACACAAGGCUACGCUUGAGAAAUGGUGGCCUUUAUUAGACAAUAAUGACCACUCGGUUGGUACAUUGUUGGUACGAGUGGCACUUCAAGAGACCGUGGUUUUGAUCGAAGAAGAAUAUAAAGAGCUCUCCGCCCUUCUGCAAAACUUCUCGAACGGCUUGACCACGCAGAUUGCUCGUCUACUUGGACCAGAUCUUCGCCACUUGUCUGACCUCCUGUUGGACGUUUUCCAAUCCUGUGGCUCAGCUAAUGAAUGGAUCAGUAACCUCAUCGAGGAAGAAAUUGACGGUAUCAACAGAGAUGGACCUCCGUCGCGGAUGAGAUUCAGUGGUCGUAUACAUUCUAACGACUCGUUCGAAUCCGCCGAACAAAGAGAACUCCUCGUUCGAGACCUAACUCGAUCGGCAACCAUGGAGGCGAAUCUCCUCUUUCGCGGCAACUCGCUGGUAACCAAGGCACUUGACGCUCACAUGCGCCGUCUCGGCAAAGAUUAUCUGGAAGAAGUCCUCGGGGAGAAGCUUCGAAUGAUCCUGGAGCGCAAUGCCGACUGCGAAGUCGAUCCAAAUAGGGUCGGCUCCCUUGAACAACUGGGCCAGAACUGGGCGAACCUGUUGUUCCUGACCAAAGCUAUCUGGAAGUCGAUAGCUGUCUCAGCAUCCCGGUGCCCGAUGGACUUGAGAGUGAUAUUCCGCCUCGUCAGGUCUUGUGCUGAGGACCGUUAUGGGUCUUUCAUUCGGACGGUCAAAUAUACCAGUGUGUCUGGCUUUCUCUUUCUGCGGUUCUUUUGUCCCGCAGUCCUGAACCCGAAGCUCUUUGGCCUGAUACAAGUGCCAGAUCACCCGCCGGAUCGGACCAAAAGGACAUAUACCCUGAUUGCCAAGUCCCUGAAUGUGCUUGCAAACACGGCACGGUUCGGGACCAAGGAGCCUUGGAUGGAGCCGAUGAACAAGUUUCUGGCCGCCUCCACGAACGAGUUCAAGAGUUUCAUCGAUGAGAUCUGUGCUGUGAGCUCAACUCAGAUUGCAUCAGCAAAUUUCGAGCCUCAGUUUGCUGCCCCCAACCAGAUACGAAGCCGGCUUCCAGCUAUGUCGCGAGAAGGAUUGCCCAGUCUACCAUUCCUUCUGGAUCAUGCAAAGUUACUCGCGCAGCUUGUUGACUUGUGGAUCUCGCACGCUCCUGCAAAUAUUGACGCCGCAACCAACGAUGAAGCUGUACAUGCUUUCCAUGCCACUUGUGCGAGGCUGAGUCAGGCGAGCAAAGAGUGUUUCAAGGCCGCAGAACAAGCCGAGCGGCCUGAUGUGAAAUCCGAAUCCGCAUGGCAGCAGGCGCUCACAGACCAGCAGAGGACCAUGUCGCCGGACCCUUUCGACCCACCCCCUUUGAAAGUCCUUGCGGACAACGAAAUAACAGCCUUGCCACAAAUGGCGAGGUCCAUGUUGGAAACGGAAAACCCGACCACAGAACUGUCACCAGGGGUCGGCGAGGUAGACAGUACACCUUCUAGUUCAGCAUCAGCCGCCUGGGAUAGACGCAUUCCCUUCCCGCAUCGGGCGGCAGAUGCUCGAGCCUUGACCGACUCGACUAAUUCAUCGUCGGCCUCGAUUGAUCUGAUCGAGGAAGGACGUUCACGACCUACGCUGAACAGUCGGGACGGUUCAUCGAAGAACCGCCUGUUCGAGCUGAUGAGCACUUCUUCACGCAGGAAAACCCGGACUGGAGACCGGCAUUAUGUGGAGGACGACUCCAAUGAAGUUUGA